AUGAAGCAUUGUCAUAGAAGGAGUCGUAAGUCUGAUGAAGAUGGAGGUUCAAAUGUUCACACUAAGGUGUUGAUUGAUUUCAUGUCAAAGGAUAGUGACACAACUGGAGAAGGGAUAGUAAACAAAGAGAACACAUUCUCUUGUAACUAUUGCAAGAGAGAGUUUUCUACCUCACAAGCUUUAGGAGGCCACCAAAAUGCACAUAAGCAAGAACGUGCUCUUGCAAGACGACGUCAAGGUUCUGAAGUGAGUGGGUUAGGACAUUUUCCUUAUCACCCUUAUUAUCCAACCUUUUAUAACUCUCAUUCUCUUGGGUCUUUUAGAACACCAGGGAUCCGAACUGACUCCAUGAUUCAUAAGAUUCCUUGGGCUUCAAGGUAUGAACAUGCAUUCUUUAAAAAGAAUCACGGAACAUCAAUGUUUGAUGGGUUUGACAUUAUGAAAAGUGAUUAUCCAAUCAAGAAAAGUUAUACAUCUCCAAAUUUUAAGAUAGAUGAUGAGGAGGAUAAAACCUACAGUGAAACACUCUCCCUUUUUCCUACAGUUCCAAGCCAACUCAGAAAUAUGCAAACACUCGCAGUACCAGUAAUUGAUUAUCACUCCACUCAAAGAGAAACUUCUCAUCAAGAGUCUUACAAUCUUGAUUUGACACUCAAGCUUUAA
Molecule: messenger RNA, 663 nt
Organism: Sphenostylis stenocarpa
Lineage: Eukaryota; Viridiplantae; Streptophyta; Magnoliopsida; Fabales; Fabaceae
Source: the annotation of a GenBank genome assembly